UCGGUGACAAAAAGGUGCGCAUUAUAAUGGCUUACAAAAUUGAUGAAAAUCUAUUUAAUAUUACGGAUAUUUUCUUAAAAAUCGGUGGGAAAAAAAAAGAUAGAUUGCAUUUUUAUGGUCCCCUUCCAUUAUCGGCGUGAUAACACUUCACGAUGUAUACGCGAUGAUCGUAGGCCCCUGUCAACACAUACGUGUGGGACAAAGCAGGAUAGAGCGUUGAUUGUAAGCUUGAGUACGCAGGCUCGGGCCACUAUCAAAGUUUAUAUUUCGAAUGCGUUUUCAUCGUGGGAAAUCAGGAAGGUUCCCACUCCAUAACAUUUAGUUUGAGCAGCUGAACCCUCUUGCAAACAUCCUCUUUUGUUGUUUUUCGUACUGCAGCAUGGUACCCGCAUCGAAAAAAUUUCUAGGAGAUGGAUUUGUCGUAGAAAAUUGCAUAAUCAAAGGGCAUGACAAGUAUUACGAUAUAAAGGAAAAUAAUCUUGGAGAACUUAUCUUUAAUGCUUUAUCAGAAACACCAGAACACAUCGGACAAAUUGUUGCUCUUACGAGCAAGAAAAAAACCUUUGCACAAUUAAAGGAACAAAGUAUUCGUUUGGCAACGUGGUUGAGAAAAGAAGCAAUAGAUUCUAAAGAUGUUGUGGCGCUCUGCUCUCGAAGACAUCCUCAUACUGAAGUUAUAUUUUGUGCCAUUUCCUUAAUUGGUGCGAUUUACACUCCAUUCGUUCACAAUGUAGAUAUAGUCACAGCCAGGCAUUGCAUAAAAACUGCGCAGCCAAAACUUGUAUUCGCGCAUAAAAAUAUAAUUUGCACACUGCAGGAAGCUGCUGCAUUAGAAAAUCAUACGUUGAAGAUUGUCGUGAUCGAUAGCGAUAAAGACAAUGAUUAUAUAACACUGAACACCAUUGUCAGUACACCAUCAUCCGCGGAAUCCGACGACUUUCAAAUAACUACAGUGAAAUCUGAAGAUACCUGCGUAAUAGUUCACACGUCUGGUACGACGGGAAUACCAAAAUUUAUUCCCUUAUCUCAUAAACAAUUCAUCCAGCAAGCCUUACAAUUUGACAUAAGUGGCAACUCGGAAAAACAAAACAGAAUCGUAUUGACAUAUUUCUACCCUGGAUGGUUAGUGCAAACCUUGUUCUCGAUCAGAUCUAUUUUGGUCAGGCAAACCUUGAUAUUUCACGAGGAUUUUGAACCUCAUGAAACUUGCAAGAUCAUCGAAAAAUACAAGAUAAAUACUCUAGCUUGGGAUGUGUACAUGAUAGCCCUAUUAGCGGAAUCUGAUGUUAUGGACAAAUACGAUCUGAACUCCGUGACCCGCAUACAUUCAAUCGGAUCGAAAUUGUUCGACCAAGUCAGAGGAAAAAUGAUAAAAAUGUUUCCAAACGUUCAGACUAUUGGAAGAGGAUUAGGCAUAUUAGAGACAGGGCUGUUAACACUAUUCACCGAAAACUGUCGCAACCCCAAGUCCGAAGGUGUGGUUGUACCAAAUGUCCAACUGAAAGUCAUCGAAACGACAAGAGGUGAAGCUUUGGGUCCUAAUAAAGUUGGAGAGCUGUGCGCCAAGUCGCCUUGCAUGUUUACGGGUUACUAUAAAGAUCCACAAGCAACGAAAGCUGCCUUUGACGAUGACGGAUGGUUCCACACAGGCGACGAAGCUUAUUACGAUGAAAAUGGCGAGCUCAUCGUGGUUGGGAGGCUAAAGGAAGUCAUUAAGUAUCGGGAAAUGGAGCUGCAACCAUUGCUUAUAGAACAGAUCUUUCUGUCACAUCCGAAUAUCGUUGACGCAGCCGUCGUUGGCAUUUUCCACGAGAUUAAUAUCGAACAACCCGUAGCUUUCGUUAAAAGCACCAACGGUUCUAGCUUGACUGAACAAGACGUGUUGGAGUUCACGAGCGACCUCCAAUACACCGACAUUUUCAGAGGUUGGGUGAUAUUUACCCACGAAAUACCACGAAAUGCUAAUGGGAAAAUCAAUCGACGUGCUUUGAGGGAGCGUGCCCAAAUAUUUUAUCAAUCUCAUUAGUGCAUUUUAUUAUUUUAUGUAGAAUUUUCUGGAAAUUAUUCUGUUCAAACGUCCAAAAAUAUAAUUCAUUCGAACCUUUCAAUAAUUUUAUGUUACAAAUCAUAAUGCAAUUAUUUAUCUAACAGAUCACGAUAACUUUAGUUUAUAUGAAUAGAUAACUUACAAAUCAUCAUAUACUUAUUUAUUAGGCCAGCUUUUUAAUCAUAUGCCGUUUGAGUGAUCAAAAUAUCUGAUCGAUUAUCAACAUUUUACAAGCCAUAACCAUUCGCCUUCCGCAAUUUCAUGUAUAAACUCUGAAGUUUUAUGCAAAACAAAGUCGGACUUAGGCCAAGGAAUAUAAGAUCAGAGAUUCAUUAUAAAGAGUAAAAAUUUAGUUAAAGCUUUAGUACUAUUUCGUCGAAAUUUUCCGAGGAUCAAAACUUGAGUAUUACCGAAUCAGGUGACUAUCGGAUAGAUAUAUGCAUCAGUUUUGCAAACAAUGAAGGUGAACAAUAUAUUGUAGACGUCAAAUAACAGUAUUUGAAUGUAACUGAUUCUCUGUGCAUGAUAAAACACCCUAAAUGAAAAUUCAAUGAGAAAAAGAAAGUCAACAAUCAUUUAACAAGAAUGCAUUAUACAAGUCAAACUUUGGUCUUGCUGUGACAAGAAACUUACUUAAAACUGAAUUUCUUACAUAUAUCAUCACAAUGAUGAAAUUGCAUAAAAAAUGUUAUGUUCAAGAAGAUUGAUUCAAAAGAGUAAACGAGUGACCAAGGGACAAAAGUGCAAUACGAUGCUUAUUUUUCAUGAAUUGCUGUCAGACCGCAUCAUCAUUGACCUCAUUUUCAAUAGAAUCGUUCUGCAAUUGCAGCCAUCUUUUUACUUUAUCACUAUAAUGAUGGCCAUAAGCUUUUUAACCUAAAUCCGUGCGUUUAUAUAUGUAUAAGCUUCUCAAUUAUGCUACUCUUAUAAUAAUAAGAUACUUGAAUACUAUGUCUUAAUAUAUUUUUUACUUGAAUAGAUGUAGAUUGUAACAGGCGACGAAAUGAAUAAAUUAAUUGAAUGCAUGUUUGUUUUUGCGAGCGAAGAGGUGAAACGGGAUGAAGGUGGGAUGGCGCGCGUUCUUGGCCCUUGAUCUAACAAUUUUUAGAGCUUCGUUUCGUCAUCGCCCGAUGACAACUACAUGUGGCAACUCUGAGUUACCGAUGUUUUUUUUUCGCCUCAAGUGCGUCAGAGUCGGGUACAUGUGAACCCUGAGGAACUGUGUAUCAGAGCAGAAUUGACAAGUGCUACCACAUAAUAGGAAUACUUACGUAAAAUGUAGGGUUGCUGUGAUCAUCGAAAUCUCACAUUUUGCCUAAGUUUUUAUGUUCACUUGCGUUUGCCUGGGUUAAUUAACUCGUUAAAUUCGAUUUCUCUCUCUCGCGUUGUUCAAGAAAUAGGUCAAAUUUCGGCUCACUGUAAGACCUUAUUUUUACGAAAUAUUAGCGCACCGACCACCGACAGAAUGCUUUAGAUCAAAAUUUUUAUGCAAAAACAAUUAAUAUUUACUCUACUUGUAAUAGCUUAUAUGUUAUUUAAACUUAAGCUAGGUUUACGACUGAAAUUGUCUGAUUCAUAAGAAUGAUAAAUUUGCAAAUAAA
Molecule: messenger RNA, 3648 nt
Organism: Phymastichus coffea
Lineage: Eukaryota; Metazoa; Arthropoda; Insecta; Hymenoptera; Eulophidae
Exons: 9
Coding region: 380-2026 (548 amino acids)
Biological process (GO): long-chain fatty acid metabolic process; fatty-acyl-CoA biosynthetic process
Molecular function (GO): long-chain fatty acid-CoA ligase activity
Source: RefSeq, a predicted model, not a curated record